UUUUUAAUAAUAAAAUUGUGACCUCAUUGCCACACUUUAAAACACUGCCAUUAACACGCUAAUUGCAAUGAUCAAAGAGAGGGAGGAAGGAAACGUGUUGUUGUUUACAAUCUCGCCCGGUCUCGAAACGUCAUCGCACUCUUCCGCUCUUUCCACGCGGGCUGUUUACACAGGGAAAAAAGAAACCUCCGCUUCUGAAAUCGUUUAUUUUCAGCCUAUUUCUCAUCGGCAGCAGCUUCCAGAGUAAGAGGUCCACACCGUCGUCGUCGUCCACACCAAGCAAGAGAUCGGUCGUGAAAAUCUCAACCGCGCAAGAUCACGAACACAGUUCACACGAUCACGAACACAGGACGAGGGCCAGUGUGAAACGACUCUCACGACACACAGAGCAAAAGUGUAUAAGCGUCAGCUGCUCGCGGGUGGAAAUCAGUCAGUUUUUCACACGCAUCCGGAACGGCCGUAUCGUGCGAGACGGAUCCAUUUGCCAUCGAUUUGAUUGGUGGCUGUAGUGCGGAAGAACUUGCCGGCUUUGUAACUUGCAAGUGGAAGAUUGUGCCGAAAGCAGUCAAAGUAAACCAUCCCGAGGCGCUCUUUUAUCGCAUUUUCCAAUCGCAAAUUACAUCAUUGGUGCCAGCAGCAGAAUGGACGAUUCCAUUGACGAGGAGGUGAUCUCCGGCGGCUCAACCAUCACCGUCGAGUUCAGUGGUGGAGCGGAAACUCUUUUCGGUGGUGUGAAGGAACACAUCGUACCGUUGGAUGGAUCGAAAAUAGUAUUGCUCGAGGAAAUGCUCCGAUGGCUAAGGGAUCAUCUGCUCACAGGUGAUGCUGGUCUGUUCCUCCAGGAAAACACCGUCCGCCCCGGCAUUCUGGUCAUGAUCAACGAUACCGACUGGGAUCUGAUGGGCGAAACGGAGUACAUCCUGCAGCCUGGCGAUCAUAUCCUCUUCAUUUCCACCCUCCAUGGCGGAUAAGCACCAUGGUCGGGAAACGAUACCUGUGAUAUACACUACUUCUACUACUACUACUACCACACUGCAGUAUCAAGUGCUGCUGCUUCUAACUACAACUACUUCAACUGCGCCCGAUCUAAAUGCCGCAUGGAUCGUGAGAUAUUGUUAUGAUAUGGGAUGGGCGGUUUCUUUUUUAAUAUUACCUUAGUGUUAAGAGUGAACUGGUCUUCGUCCCUCUGUUUCCCCCUUUUGACCGUACGAUACGCGCUGUUGUUUGUUGUCGUUCAGUAGCAGUAGCCCCUCUCACAUGCGCAGAGCGGUACGCAAAGAAAACGGCGCGCCAAACAGGACAGACGAUUAAUCCUCGCUGCUGAUAAUAGAAAGUAAGGCUGACGUCACGGACACAGUGAGAAGCUUCUCGAGCAUUAUCGUACUGUUGAUUGCGCGUUUUUAUUUAACUCAUUCGCCAACACAGCCCUCCCGUAGGCGUAGCUUGAUCGCGUGAAAUGAUCGCACUGUCGGUAGAAGCAGUAGUUAGAUUGAAAGGAAGGAGGGAAGGAAGGGGCACGAAACAGAUGCACAAAAGUAACUCGUUUGAUUUUGGUUUUAAAAUUAAUACUAAGCAGAUCACUCUACUACUGUACGUACAAGUAAACCCUGACGGCGCCCCGCGACACACGCGAUUUUCCCACCCUGGUUUCGCAAGCCGAGGGGAAGUUUCUUUUUGUAUACAAAUAUCCCCUUCUUGUUUAUAUAGUACUGAAGGAGUAGGAAAGAUUCAGUGAAGGAGAGGAAGAGAGAGAGAGAGGGAGUUUAAUGGAGAAAUAUAUACCAAUUUAAGCAGAUUA
Messenger RNA from Anopheles coluzzii, 1798 nucleotides. RefSeq names its product ubiquitin-related modifier 1 homolog (gene Urm1). The record is from RefSeq and is a predicted model, not a curated record. Gene Ontology annotation, biological process: tRNA thio-modification; protein urmylation. Gene Ontology annotation, molecular function: protein tag activity. The transcript has 5 exons. Lineage: Eukaryota; Metazoa; Arthropoda; Insecta; Diptera; Culicidae. Gene Ontology annotation, cellular component: cytoplasm; nucleus. The coding region runs from base 642 to 971 and encodes 109 amino acids.